GCAGCUGUAAUUCCCAGAUCUCAUUUUUAAGGGAUAACCUGCUUUAAAGCAUAGUCCUAUCAAGUGUUUAAGUAUUUGCUCGUUUUCUGCUCGUUUGGGAUUAUCCUGAUUAAGGGGAAGCAGGGAGAAUGGUGGUUAACGUUUCUUAGGGAUGUAUUUUUUUUGCAGUGCAGAAGUUGAUUAACAAAAAAGAACCUCUGAAUUAAAAGUAUCUCGAAUUAAGAUUCUCCAGAAGCAUCACAGUCUUGUGGUAUGAAAAUAUAGUUAAACUCCAAAGAUCAUUUAAUGAAUGAAGGAGAAUCAAUGAUUUUACAGACUAAAGCGUGCAAAAGGGAGCCACAUUUAAGCCUUUGGCUGUGUCUCCAGCAGUGUGAGUUGUUGUGAAUAACUGGUUUCUGUGUGGGACCUUUCCAGGCAGGAUUGGAGAUGGAUUGUACGACUCCUAUAUGAGGAUAGAUGACUGUAGAUACCCAGAGCCUACAAAUGAAGAACACAGCCCUUCAGGGCUUCCUUCCCUUUCAAGACCUCAUGUUUCUAUCAACAAACUCAUAAUGAAGGAUCACUCUCUGACUGGAAAUCAGGUCAAAGUGGAGCAGUUAUUUGAGGACUCUGGCAACAGAAGGAGCAGCACUCUUCAGUCUUCAGGCCUUACUCCGGAAAGAUCUCUCCCUUCCCUGACAAAAGACAAAACCCUAGAGAGCCUGGGUCCCAGAGGCAAUGGGAGCUCCUUGAAAUCACAUAAAGCCAUCUCCCAACCUCCAGAGCAAGCUGUCAAGCAGUUCAAACAUCAGCUGUCAGCUUAUGAGCUGCAGGAGAUCUUUAGUUUCUCUGAGAUUUACUUUGUGGGGCCGUCUGCCAAAAAGAGGCAGGGGGUGAUCGGCGGCCCCAACAACAGCGGCUACGAUGACGACCAAGGCAGCUACAUCCACGUGCCCCAUGACCACCUGGCUUACAGGUAUGAGGUGCUCAAAAUCAUUGGCAAGGGAAGUUUUGGACAAGUCGCUAAAGUCUACGAUCACAAACUCCACCAACACCUGGCCUUAAAGAUGGUUCGCAAUGAGAAGAGGUUCCACCGCCAAGCCGCCGAGGAGAUCAGGAUCCUGGAGCACCUGAAGAAGCAGGAUAAAACAGGCAGCAUGAAUGUGAUCCACAUGCUGGAAAGCUUCACCUUUCGGAACCACAUCUGCAUGACCUUUGAACUCUUGAGUAUGAACCUGUAUGAGCUGAUUAAAAGGAAUAAGUUUCAGGGCUUUAGCCUCCAGCUGGUUCGGAAGUUUGCUCACUCCAUCCUGCAGUGUUUGGAUGCUCUUUACAGAAACAAAAUCAUCCACUGUGACUUGAAGCCAGAAAAUAUCCUCCUAAAACAGCAAGGGAGGAGUGGAAUCAAGGUUAUAGAUUUUGGGUCCAGCUGUUUUGAGCACCAAAGAGUCUACACAUACAUCCAGUCCCGGUUUUAUCGGGCACCAGAGGUGAUCCUGGGCAGCCGCUACGGGAUGCCCAUAGACAUGUGGAGUUUUGGCUGUAUCCUGGUGGAGCUUUUGACUGGCUACCCUCUUUUCCCCGGAGAGGACGAGGCAGACCAGCUGGCCUGUAUAAUGGAACUUCUUGGAAUGCCACCUCAGAAGCUUUUGGAUCAAUCCAAGCGAGCCAAGAACUUCAUCAACUCCAAGGGUCACCCCCGUUACUGCACGGUGCAGACGCAGCCGGACGGGAAGGUGACCCUGAGCGGGAGCCGCACGCGCCGGGGCAAGCUCCGGGGUGCCCCAGGGAACAAGGACUGGGUGACAGCUCUGAAGGGCUGUGAUGACCCCUUGUUCACUGGAUUCCUGAAGGAUUGCCUCAGCUGGGAUCCUUCUGCACGCAUGAUUCCCAGCCAGGCCCUGCGGCACCCCUGGAUCUGCAAACGGGUGCCCAAAGCCCCCAGCUUGGAGAAAAGCUCCAGCAGACGGAUUUCGAGCUAUUCGGGUUCCUUCCAAGGAAUUGCUAACAAGCUGCCUCCCGUGGCUGCAGUCCCCAACAAGCUGAGGGCCAGUCUGGCCACUGAGCCCAGUGGCAACAUCCCUCUGUGUACUGUGCUCCCCAAACUGGUCAGCUAGUGGGGAGUGCUGGGCUCCCAGGAUACACCCGUGGGUGUAAACUUGUCUGUUCAUGCUGUGGGAGGAAGUUAAAUGCAGAGGGAUUCUAAUGGAUUUACUUUUUGUUAGGGGCUCAGUCUGGAAUACUGGAAGAUCAGUCAAAAAUAUGCACAUUAAAGGGCUGAUUUUAUCCAGUUGCUUCACUCACACCUGGUGCAUAUUCCACUGCUGAGGUUUCAGCUCAGCUGGGGAGUACAGAGACAGUUUGGCUGAUGUGCUGUUUAAAAAUGCUGGUUUAGAAAUCAGACCAUUUCUUAUCAUGGUUCAACAGGUUCUUUUGCUUCAGGCAAGAAAAAAAACUUGAUUUAAACUCUUGUGUUUUCAGUUAUCUCCAGCUGAACUCUUUCUCUUCUAGGGGAAAGUUAUUAAAUCUCUUGUCAAAAGCACAAAUGCAUUCAUGUAAUGCAUUAGGAACCUACUCGCAAAUUGCUUGAGUUUGAAGAAUUUUAUUUCUCUGCAUUGCUUUUCCCUUAUCUAUCCUGGGAUUUAAAAAAAUGUGAUGGGAUGUAGACACCAAAGGAAUUUGUUGUUGGAAAGGAAAAUACUCAGAUGCUAAAAUUUCAAAGCAGCAUAGAAAUGCCAUGAAACACAGGACAUAUCUAAAUAAAACUAUUAAUUUCCAUAACACUUGCUAUUUUCCCCCUAAAAAUCUAUGGAAAGCUUGUUGGGGGUAUUUGGGAUCAGGCCUGGUCCAUCACCAGUGUGAGCCAGUUUGUUCAGGAAAUGAUUGAAUUCUCUGUUUCUUUGGAGCUCAGAUUUCCAUCAUGAGUUCUGCCAGGUGUGUGUCUUUGUUUUUUCCUGUAUUUCUAAAACAAAAAUGUUGAACUUCAAGAGCUGGUUUAUAUCCAUGUUUGAGAUUCUGGUAAUUGCAAAAAAAUUAUCUCUUUGUGUAGAGUGAAUUCCAUUGAGUUACAUGAAGCUCUUUUAAUAAAAAUGCAAACAUGCCAUCCCUG
Cyanistes caeruleus (blue tit) is the source of this 3088-nucleotide messenger RNA. NCBI's taxonomy places the organism in Eukaryota, Metazoa, Chordata, Aves, Passeriformes, Paridae. The record is from RefSeq and is a predicted model, not a curated record.